This is a messenger RNA of Saccostrea echinata, 1916 nucleotides long. RefSeq lists its product as uncharacterized. The transcript has 2 exons. The coding region runs from base 157 to 1620 and encodes 487 amino acids. Lineage: Eukaryota; Metazoa; Mollusca; Bivalvia; Ostreida; Ostreidae. The record is from RefSeq and is a predicted model, not a curated record.
CAACAUUAGAGUAAAUGAAAGUUGCUGUUGUACGUUAUUAGAAGAGUUCCAUUGGACCGAAAACCAGAUUGUGGUCAGAUCAUAUAAAUAUGAUUAGGGAGAUUUAAACAGCUUACAAUCAUUUUUCUAAUACAAGAUCAAACCUUAGAAAACACGAUGUUGUUCCCAAGAAAGUUUAUAUUCUUCUUCUCGUGUGUCUUGAGGUUUGUAUCUGUUCACGGAAAUUUCAAAUUCCUUAACUCCCGGAGAUUUUUGGACCAACCAUCAUUCCUUUCAACAAGACCAAACAGAGCCUUAAGGAGAGGUCCAUUAGUGGAUUCUGAUUUCAGAUUAGGUAGAACAUUUACAUCAUUAUCUCCAUGGAGAGAAGUAAAUCAGAGAAAUUAUUUUGGUAUUAGUCCAAGAACUUCUGGGAGAUCAUUAAGGAAUAAUUGGUCGUCUUCAACACUUGUUAACAGAAGAAGACCCUUAUUUGCAAUUCAGGAGAAUAGGCUAAGGAGAGGAAAUGGUAACGAUUUACAGGGACAUCAAAGCGGAAAAUCCAGUAAAGAAGUACUCAACAAUCCCAUGAAAAAUAUAAAUCAAGUCAGAUUGGCCGAACGUUCGGGAAGAGGUACAAUUAAAUCAAGAAGAAUAGAAAACCUACUGAAGCUGAUGUCGCAAAACCAGAGGGCCGACUUUUUAAAUCUUUUGAAAGGUGGUAUUGGUAAGAAAACAUCGGCUGAAAGAAUGCCAAGUGCAGUUUCAAGGCUUUCACCUGUCUCCAGUCGAAAUGAUUUUUUGAGAAAGAAAAGUAGUCUUGUACAAUUGCGAGGGUUCAAAAGCUUGGAUCUGGUCGAAGAAAAGAAGACAUCUGCAGAGAAAAUUUCGGAGCCUAAACGUGAAUUAAAACUUUCGAAGGCAGUUAUUACAAGACCAAAGCAAGUUCUAAAUCAAAAUUUAUUCUUGCGAGUGAGGAAUACUCCAAUAAAACGCACUAGAACUCCCCAUUUUCUGCCCUUGGAAAGAAACAAUAUAGUCACAGAAAAGAAGAAAACAUCUGCAGAGAAAAUUUCGAAAUCUGAGCAACGUACAAAGCUUUCAAAUAUAAACGAUACUCAAGCUAAUCAAAAAAUACUCCUCCUUCAACGAUUAAAUACUUAUUUGCGACAGCAACUCGCUUCCAGAAAACAUACUAACUCCAAACAAACCAACAAACAAUUGAAGAAAGCCAGCGAAACGAGUAAGGAAAUAAUGAAAGACAACAACAUUAGGCAUGCAACGACACCACGUGUUGUCAAUGCUCCUCGCAAACAAGAACCUCUUUUAUCCCUUACUCAAAGGCCACAUAGAAGAUCACAAUUAUUACUGGAACCAAUGCGAUUUAAUCCACAUCGACGCCGAUUACCACUACAAGGAAUAAUGAGAUCUAGUCAGGGUGUGCCGUCAGAAAAAGUAAUAGAAGCAAACACAGUGGAUAGCCCCAAGAAAGCAAAUGUGUCCCCUCAAAAGCCUCUUUUUGUGCUUUUGAACCCAUUUACAGGAACUGUUGGUUCUUCAACUUCAUCGAUACAGGACAAAAACAAAAACACAAGUAAAGAAGACAAGAGUGGAGAAAAAUUCAUGUGGGUAAAUCCUUAAACUGAUGGUAUUAAUUGGAACAUUAACCUAACUUAGUUAAAACAAAAUGUGUAAAUUGGUUUAUCCUGUUGGUAAUAAAUGUAUCUAUUUUGUACAUAUUUAUUUCAAUCCUAGACCAUUGCGAAAAAAAAAUCAUGCUAGUCAAACUAAGACUGAUUAUAGGAAGUUCUGUCAUAAUAAAAAAUCAGCAACUUGUGUUUAAUUUUUUAAUGUGUUAUAAGAUUAACGCUCAGAUCAAAUUUGAUUGACAUUUUCCUAAUAAACAUUAUGGACCUUGUUAUCUUGUCUGUCAUUAA